AUGGCUGAGCCAUCUCUACCAGAAAUGACCCCGCAGUUCAUUGCGUACAGCAAUGGACCAACUCUCCUAGCACAGGUUGCUCCUAUAUACACAAUAGCGGCUUUAGUCAUUUUAGGAAGGUGUUAUGUACGAGCUGUUAUUGUCAAGUCGUUUCGAUGGGACGAUUGGACGAUGGUCGUGUGUUUGGUAUUUGCAACAGUGUGCUUUGCAGCGUACGUGACUGAGAUCCACUUAGGUGUCGGGAAGCACGUCGCUGUAAUCACUUCCGACAAACCGCGAUAUGUGCAGCUCCUGAAGUUUCGCCUGGUACAUAUGACUACCGUCAGUGUCGGAAUCGUUCUGGUAAAGGUCUCGGUUUGUCUCUUCCUGUUGCGUCUGGUCACAAGGAGUGCACAAGUCUGGUUUCUCUGGGGUGUAAUCUGCUUUCUGGUUCCUUUUGUAUCGGCAAGUCUAGGAACAUUGAUCUUCCAGUGUAAUCCGAUCGCAGCUGCGUGGGAUAUUGACUUGCAACCCCCGCCUACUGGGACAGGCACCGCGAAAUGCUUUAGUGGUGACACUUUCGAUGCUAUCGGACUUUUCAAUGGCAUUGUGAACAUCUCUACCGACUUCCUCCUCGCCCUUGCUCCCAUACCUUUGAUCUGGAAGCUUCAAAUGCCGCUCCGUACGCGUCUCUCCCUCGUCGCCGUUCUCUCUCUUGGUAUAUUUGCAGCCGUCGCUGGGAUCAUUAGACAGCUUUCCUCCAGUCAGUUCGGCGUUCCAGAGCCAUAUAUCUACGACUCAUAUUCUAUCUGGAACUUCAUCGAGCUUGACAUGGGUAUCAUCGCUGCGUCACUGCCAGCUCUCAAACCACUGUUCAGCUGGUUCCGCGACACUGCCCAAGGCUUGACUGGAAAGUCAAAAUCGGCCAGCGCGGAGGGUUAUCAGAGACAGUUGCGUCCAGUGACCGAUGAUGGCUUUGCCUUGAUAGAAUAUGGAUCGAGAGGAGUGGUCAGGGUCACGUCACGUCCGAAGGAGCGUGUUGACAAAUGGGCUUUCGCUUGGGCGAAGAGCAGUUUUGAAAGCAUUUUACCGCGUGAUGGAAGGCCGAGGAAAACGGGCAUUACGGUCACAAAGAGCGUGCAGGUACAAUGA
Messenger RNA from Alternaria atra, 1131 nucleotides. RefSeq lists its product as uncharacterized. Lineage: Eukaryota; Fungi; Ascomycota; Dothideomycetes; Pleosporales; Pleosporaceae. The transcript has 5 exons. The record is from RefSeq and is a predicted model, not a curated record. Bases 1 to 1131 code for a protein of 376 amino acids.